CCACCACAGCUGUUCCCUGAGGGGCUGCAUCUGUCAAGCUGCCGGAGCUGAUCCAGCCUCGAGGGUUUUCCACCUCCAUCCCUAGCAGCUUGCAGUACACUCCUAUGCUAUUCGACUCCCAGGGAGAAUGUCUCUACCCAAAAUUCAAAUAGAAGAGGCUCCAGACAAUGCAGAUCUCGGCUCUGGAGGUGCUAUUCCUCCUGAUGACCACCUGAGGAGCCUCAAGGCAUUGACAGAGAAGCUGAGGCUGGAGACCAGGCGCCCAUCCUACUUGGAGUGGAAGGCAAAGCUGGAGGAGCAGGCAUGGAAGAGCCCCCAGCCAUCGGGAGAGGAGGAGGGGACUGAGGCCAAAAAGGCCAUGGAGGACACUGUCUCCUUGAGGAAGGUCCAGCUGCAUCUCAAUGGGAGUCCUGACCAGGACAAGACAACUCUUACCUCAGGCAGAAUAGGUGGCUUUGAGAGCAUCGACGAAGCUUUGACGUGGCUCAGGAAGGAACUGGCAGAAAUGCGCCUGCAGGACCAGCAGCUGGCGAGGCAGCUGAUGCGGCUCCGCAGCGACAUCAACAAGCUGAAGAUAGAGCAGACCUGCCACCUGCACCAGCGCAUGCUCAACGAUGCCACCUACGAGCUGGAGGAGCGGGACGAGCUCCCGGACCUCUUCUGUGACUUCCCCCUCGUCAACUCCUUCAGCCUUUCCACGCCCCUCAAGCUCAUCGGGGUCACCAAGAUGAACAUCAACUCCCGCCGGUUCUCACUGUGUUAAAGGGGGGACAGAAGACGGGAAGCUGGGGGAGAAAA
Dryobates pubescens (Downy woodpecker) is the source of this 798-nucleotide messenger RNA. It is a transcript of the gene FAM167A, whose product is annotated as family with sequence similarity 167 member A. The transcript has 2 exons. The record is from RefSeq and is a predicted model, not a curated record. Bases 128 to 763 code for a protein of 211 amino acids. Lineage: Eukaryota; Metazoa; Chordata; Aves; Piciformes; Picidae.